CUAUCAAAUUCAUGACGCGUCGAUUCGCCACGGAGCGACCUAACACCCUGCUCUUGCGUUCGUUUUCCUCUUUCCCCGGUCGCUCUGUACGCCUCGCUUUUCCUCUGCCCCGUCCGCCAUGGAUCGCGCAGCCGCCGCUCCUCCUGUUUCUAUCGACACUAUCAAUCCCAAGGUUUUGAAAUGUCAAUAUGCUGUUCGUGGUGCAAUUGUCAGCCAUGCCCAGAGGUUACAACAAGAGUUGCAAACCAGUCAAGGAUCUCUUCCUUUUGAUGAGAUACUGUACUGCAAUAUUGGGAAUCCUCAGUCUCUUGGUCAGCAGCCAAUUACCUUUUUCCGAGAGGUUCUUGCACUAUGUGAUCAUCCAGCCCUUUUGGGCAAAAGUAAUAUUGAUGCCUUGUUCAGUAAAGAUGCCAUUGGAAGAGCACAGAAGAUACUAGACUUGAUUCCUGGAAGAGCAACAGGAGCAUAUAGUCAUAGUCAGGGUAUUAAAGGCCUACGAGAUGCAAUUGCAGCUGGCAUUGCGAUUCGUGAUGGUUUUCCUGCCAAUGCAGAUGAUAUUUUUCUAACUGAUGGAGCAAGCCCCGGAGUACACAUGAUGAUGCAGUUGUUGAUAAGGUCUGAGAAUGAUGGCAUCCUUUGCCCCAUUCCUCAGUAUCCAUUGUACUCUGCAUCCAUUGCUCUUCAUGGUGGCUCUCUUGUCCCAUAUUACCUUGACGAGGCAACAGGAUGGGGGUUGGAGAUUUCAGAUGUUAAGAAACAAUUAGAAGAUGCUCAAUCCAAAGGCAUAACUGUUAGGGCAUUAGUGGUUAUAAAUCCAGGCAAUCCCACUGGACAGGUUCUUGCUGAGGAAAACCAGAAGAAAAUAGUUGAAUUUUGCAAGAAUGAAGGGUUGGUUCUUCUAGCAGAUGAGGUAUAUCAAGAAAAUGUCUAUGUCGACAAUAAGAAGUUCAACUCUUUCAAGAAGAUUGCAAGGUCAAUGGGAUAUGGCGAGGAAGACCUUUAUUUAGUAUCAUUUCAAUCAAUUUCCAAGGGUUACCAUGGAGAGUGUGGAAAAAGGGGAGGUUACAUGGAGGUAACUGGUUUCAGUGCUGAAGUUAGAGAACAGUUCUACAAAGUGGCAUCUGUCAAUCUCUGCUCCAAUAUCUCUGGCCAAAUUAUUGCUAGUCUUGUCAUGAAUCCACCAAAGGUUGGAGAUGAAUCUUAUAAAUCAUUUAUCGCUGAGAAAAAUGGGAUUCUUUCAUCGUUAGCUAGGCGAGCAAAGGCUUUAGAAGAUGCAUUUAACAGCUUAGAAGGUGUAACAUGCAACAAGGCUGAGGGAGCAAUGUAUCUCUUCCCACGCCUUCACUUGCCUCAAAAGGCGAUUGAUGCCGCCAAGGCAGUUAUUGCAGCACCAGACACGCUCUAUGCUCGCCGCCUUCUUGAUGCCACUGGUAUUGUUGUUGUUCCCGGAUCUGGCUUUGGGCAGGUCCCUGGAACAUGGCAUGUGAGAUGUACAAUCCUUCCACAGGAGGAUAAGAUUCCAGCCAUUAUAUCCCGGCUCAAGGCGUUUCAUGAAGCAUUCAUGGAUGAAUUCCGCGACUAAGCCCAAAGACAAGUUAAUGUGCUUUUAUGACCAGGAAUACAACUACUAUCACCAGAUCACCAAAUAUAAUAAGCAUCCCAACCAUCCAUGCAGUCCUUUUUGCGGAUGGAUCAAUCACAUACUUUUGCUUCAAUUGUGAUGACACAAAGCAUAAUAACAGCCAUAUCUUAUGUAUUGGUUUGAACUAAAAUGAUAUGGAAUAUUUGUAGGACUAUUUGAUUUUUGGGCUGUUGAUAUGAAAACAUUUUUUUUCCU
Molecule: messenger RNA, 1837 nt
Organism: Musa acuminata subsp. malaccensis (wild Malaysian banana)
Lineage: Eukaryota; Viridiplantae; Streptophyta; Magnoliopsida; Zingiberales; Musaceae
Product: alanine aminotransferase 2
Biological process (GO): biosynthetic process
Molecular function (GO): L-alanine:2-oxoglutarate transaminase activity; pyridoxal phosphate binding
Source: RefSeq, a predicted model, not a curated record